AUGGACCUACCUUGCGACGGAGAUGGGCUGUGCAUGGCUUGCAAGAAGAACUCACAGCCGGAGGACACUUUGACCUGCAAUAUUUGUACGACGCCGUGGCACGUCGAUUGCUUGUCUGAGAAACGCCGGCCUCAGACCAUGUCCGAUGUUGCUCAAUGGGACUGUCCCGAUUGCAUCAUUGACGGCGGCGGCGGCGUCGCCCCUGUUUCUGCCGUCAGUGCGGCUUCUGGGUCUCAGCAGUCUGAAUUGCUUGCGGCGAUUCGGAUGAUUGAGAAUGACGAUUCUCUGUCCUCUGAUGAAAAGGCUACGCGAAGACAGCAGCUAGUUGAUGGACGCGCUGCUGGUGGCAAAUUGGAAGACAAAUUCGAGGAGAAGGGUAAUAAUUCCAGCAGAACUAACGAUGUGCUUGAUCUUCUUGACAAGAAGAUUAAUUGCUCCAUUUGCAUGUUCCUUCCCGAUAGGCCUGUUACGACGCCGUGUGGUCACAAUUUCUGCUUGAAGUGCUUUCAAAAAUGGGUUGCUCAAGGGAAGAACACAUGUGCCAACUGUCGCAAUUUAAUACCAUCCAAAAUGGCAAAAGAACCCAGGAUUAAUUCUGGACUAGUCUUGGCCAUUAGAACUGCCAAGAUGCUGAAUUCUAAUGCAGCAAGGAGUCCUCUGAAGCCAGUCCAUUUUCUCCACAAACAAAAUCGACCAGACAAGGCAUCUGUUACUGAACGUGCAAAGAAAUCAGUAAAGGCGAAUACUUGUGGUGAAAAGAUUUUUGUUACCAUUCCUCGUGACCAUUUUGGACCUAUUCUGCCUGAACAUGAUCCUCAACGGAAUCGUGGUGUUGUUGUUGGGGAGACAUGGGAGGAUAGGAUGGAAUGUAGGCAAUGGGGUGCUCAUUUUCCUAUUAAUGCUCGAAUUGCUGGACAGUCAGAUUAUGGUGCUCAGUCUGUUGCAUUAUCUGGAGGCUAUGAAUAUGAUGCAGACCAUGGUGAUUGGUUUCUUUACACAGGAAGUGGAGGGAAGGAACUUAGUGACAACAAAAGUGCAAAUAGGUUUCAGUCAGUACACCAGAAAUUUGACAAGAUGAAUGAAGCAUUGCGGGUCAGUUGUCUCGAAGGUUAUCCAGUUCGAGUUGUGAGAUCCCACAAGGAGAAACGAUCCUCUUAUGCACCAGAGAAAGGAGUUAGAUAUGACGGAAUCUACAGAAUUGAAAAAUGUUGGCGCAUAGGUGGUAAGCAAGGCUUUAAGAUGUGUCGAUUUUUAUUUAUUCGUUGUGAUAAUGAUCCUGGUCCAUGGACAAGUGAGACCCGAGAGGAUCGCCCAAGGCUUCUGACCAUUAUUCCGGAGUGGAAGGAAGCAACAGAUGUCACAACAAGAAAGGGAUCUCCUGCUUGGGAUUAUGAUGAGGUAAAAGGUUGCUGGAUGUGGAAGAAGGCACCGCCAGAAAGUCGAAUCCAUUUAGACGUGUGUGAUGAUGAGAGUACUAAAAUUAGGAAAGUAAGACAUAAGAAAAAUUUGUCUUUCAAGGAAAAGCUUCUGAAAGAAUUUGGCUGUCUUAUCUGCCGCAAAGUGAUGGUGCUUCCUGUUUCUACCCCAUGCGGACAUAACUUUUGCAAAGCAUGCUUGCAAGGUGCCUUUGUAGGUCAGUCUUCUGUAAGGGAGAGGAUAUCUGGAGGCAGAAGGACCUUAAGGGUUCAGAAAAAUAUUAUGAGAUGCCUACAUUGUAAAAAUGACAUCUCUGACUUCCUUCAGGAUCCACAGGUAAAUAGGGAGUUAAUGAAUGUGAUAGAAUCUCUUCGACGUAAGAUUGAGGAAGAAAAUGCAGUCCCUGCUGUCAGAGCUGGUGUCUGUGCCACAGGAUCUAAAGAAGAGUCUUCAUCUGCCAAAGCCAACGAACCUGAUUCCAUGCCAGACUUGAAUGAAGAAGCCUCUGAAGAUGAGGAAGAGGCUUCUGAAGAUGAAGAGGCAUCCGAAGACACUGACACUAAAUGUGACACACAUGCCGGGGACAAAGAUAAUCCUGAUAUAAGCUCCGGAGUUAUAGCCGAGGUUAAGGAUAAGGCUGAAGGGAUUGUACCAUCUUUGGAUACUAGCAACUCCACAGAUACGGCCAAUUCUAAAAUGCCCAACCCCGACAAAGUGAACUCUGCUUCUGUUGCAGAUGACGGGAUGGGAAGCUCCAAGAGGAAGACUGAUAGAGCCAGACUGUUUAUAACCUAUUCUAGGAGGAACAAGAAGCAACGGCGUAUGGUAUUACCAACUUUCCCCUAUUCUUAUUCCAUGCCCGUAUCUUCAGCAUUUUAA
Molecule: messenger RNA, 2295 nt
Organism: Oldenlandia corymbosa var. corymbosa
Lineage: Eukaryota; Viridiplantae; Streptophyta; Magnoliopsida; Gentianales; Rubiaceae
Source: the annotation of a GenBank genome assembly